AAUUGUAUAUUGCUAUAGCAUUGUUGGGUUCAACUUGCCCUCUCCAACAUGGCGUGUAGUAUACACGCGAUGGGAUAAGGACGCGAAGUAGUUCCGGUUCAAUUUAUAACCUCGAACGUGGGGACGCGUUAAUGUUUGUGUUUGUUCACGUGCUUUUGUUUUCCUGAGUUAAAAAGCAGCUAUUUCGCUUUUUAUGUUAUUUUUUUGCUAUUCUGAGGCAUUUUGGUCUCCAACAUCUCUGUCAGCAUGUUCACUCCACUCAGUCUGGUCGGCUCGGUUGCGGUGAAGCUGGCUUCUCUUCCAUUAUUGACUUGUCGCCAUGCCAGUCGCAGUGCCAGGAGCUGGACGGGUUCCUCUACUCGCAGUAAUCCCCUGUCAGGAAACAGAAGGACUGAACAGCAUGACAUUUCAGAAGACGACCUUGACAUGGAUGAAGUGGAAUCCAAACUAGAGGCUCUUGUGAAAAAGGAGAGGAAAAGGGAAAAAUCUGCCAAAUUUCACAAGAUCAGGCAGAAACUGAGCAGCCCUGGAGCCCCUGAAAGACAAUUAAGUUGGGACGCCAUUCAGCAGAUCAGGUACCUAAAGCAAGAGUCGCCUGAGGAAUGGACACUCCAGAAAUUAGCCGAGGGUUUCUCCGUGAGCACAGAUGUCAUCUACAGAGUCCUUCGCAGUAAGUUCACCCCACCUCCAGAGAGGAAGAUUAAACAGGACAUCAGAGUGUUAACCAGAGAUGGACAGCUUUCCCUCAGAGACGGUAAAACAGUCCAGUCACAGGAAGACCAAUCACACCUGCCUUUACCCAACAGCCCCGUACUGGCCUUGAUUUCACCCAGGAACACAAGCACAGUCACCGCCCUGACCAGUGGAGCUCUGAUACCAGCAGAGUGUGUGACAGGACUGGUUCCAGCUGCUGCUAAAGUUCCUUCACCUUCAGUAAAAACAGCUCCGAUAUCAGCAGUGGCUCAAGGGACAUUACAGGAGCAAGAGCCUACUGAUGUGAAAGAGAGCGCUGAAGAAAUAGAGGAGGACGAGGAGUGGGAUGGAGUGGUUUUUACAGACGAAGGACUAGAGGAACUCAUCCACACACUGAAAGAAAAACCCAGUGCAGUAGAACAAAAGGGUAGAGAGUUUUACGACAGCUAUGGCAACUUCUUAUACAGGAUCUAAGCAUGUUUCUUGAAUAAAUGCAUUUAAUGCACAAUCAGGCAAUGCUUGGACUUGUAUGUGUUUGGAAUAAUUAAAUGUAUUAAAUAUUAACCACAGUAAGUGAAUGUGAACUUGGAUUUAAAAUGUAAGCAAAAUAGUUAACAUUUCAAACCGAUUGUGGAGCGAACAGAAAAAAGAGAAACGGGUGUAGUCUAUUUAUUCCAUAAUAUACAGAGCAAAAAUGUCUGAUACAAAGGUAAAGCAGUUUUAUAUUUACAAAGCCAGCUUCAUGUUAUUUACACUGAUUAUCAAAGGCAAGAAAAUUAUUACAACCCACAAAGCAAAACAGCUUUACUUCAAGUAGGAAACUCAUGUAGUCUUUGUGCUGCAGCCGUCGUCUUAAGCUUUGACCCCAAGUGCCACGAUGAGUGAGUUGUGAUUUAUUUGCUAAGAUAGCAUGCAUAGAAUUACCCGGUUAAAAUGAAGCCUAAAACACAGAAGAGAAAAGGUACAGUUUUUUCCCC
Messenger RNA from Tachysurus vachellii, 1670 nucleotides. It is a transcript of the gene ngrn, whose product is annotated as neugrin, neurite outgrowth associated. Gene Ontology annotation, cellular component: nucleus. Lineage: Eukaryota; Metazoa; Chordata; Actinopteri; Siluriformes; Bagridae. The transcript is spliced from 4 exons. The record is from RefSeq and is a predicted model, not a curated record. The coding region runs from base 247 to 1167 and encodes 306 amino acids.